GUGCGUCGCGCGGCGCAGUUGGCCACCGACUCUAGACCCGCGCGAUACGAAUUAACGUGAUUUGAUACGUCUAAGAUCGUAUUUUAUCAACGUUUAUAUUACAAGAAACUAAAAUAUAGAUUGAAAAGAUGUUGGAAGGAACAAAAAUAAACUCACCCUCACAAAUGUCUAGCGUUUUUGACAUAGCAAAAGACACAAUAUUAUUUUUACUUCUAUCUUGUUAUUACAUAUUAGAAUCACUAUUCUGGACUUUAGUGCCCUACGCAAUAAGACCCAUGAAAAGUCUCAAAGGGGACGUGGUUUUGGUAACCGGAGGAGGAGGCGGAGUCGGUCGACAACUGGCCAUAAAACUCGCGAGGCUUGGAGCAAAAGUCGUUGUAUGGGAUAUUAAUAAAGAAGGAUUGCAAAAAACAUGUUCAUCUGUUAUCGACGAAGGAUACGAAAUUAUAAGUUACGUCGUAGACCUUGCCAAUCGUGCUGCAGUAUAUGAAACCGCUGAAAAAGUCAAGAGAGAAGUGGGAAAAGUUGACGUAUUAAUAAACAAUGCAGGCACCGUGUUUGGUGAAACUCUAUUAGACUUGACCGAUACAGCAAUAGAAACCACUUAUAGAGUUAAUAUACUUUCUCACUAUUGGACGGUCCGAGCCUUUUUACCAGAUAUGAUUAAGAGCGGCAAAGGGCACAUAGUCACCGUGGGUUCUGUAGCAGGGCUACUCGGCACGUACCGCUGUACUGAUUACAGUGCUACCAAGUUUGCCACAGUGGGCUUCCAUGAGAGCCUCUUUACAGAGCUAAGGGCCCACGGUCACAAUACAAUCCACGCUACUCUCGUGUGCCCUUAUUAUAUAAACACGGGAAUGUUUAACGGUGUUACUCCUCGUCUGAUGCCGAUGCUAGAACCGGACUACGUUGCGGAAACAAUGAUUGACUCCAUCAGAAAGAAUGAAGUCAAUUGCAUCAUGCCCGGUUCCGUCAGAUACUUGUUACCUCUGAAGUGUCUACUUCCAGCUAAAAUGUGCUGGGAUUUGAUGCAUCGAGUAAUGAAAGGCCCUCAGUCAAUGAUGGAGUUCAAGGGUAAGCCUAAAGUAGCAGGUGGUUAGUGUAGAAAUGGUAUUCGUACUUUGCGUUGGUGCUCUAAGCAAGACUUGUUAUAAGACUUCGUGUAUCAUGUGUAUGACGAGACUGAACUAUCCCAAUUUUCAAAUGGUGUCAAUGUUAUUAAAUAAAUUAUUUUGUAAUUCA
Molecule: messenger RNA, 1242 nt
Organism: Bombyx mandarina (wild silkworm)
Lineage: Eukaryota; Metazoa; Arthropoda; Insecta; Lepidoptera; Bombycidae
Product: short-chain dehydrogenase/reductase family 16C member 6
Cellular component (GO): lipid droplet
Molecular function (GO): oxidoreductase activity, acting on the CH-OH group of donors, NAD or NADP as acceptor
Source: RefSeq, a predicted model, not a curated record